Molecule: messenger RNA, 867 nt
Organism: Protopolystoma xenopodis
Lineage: Eukaryota; Metazoa; Platyhelminthes; Monogenea; Polystomatidea; Polystomatidae
Source: the annotation of a GenBank genome assembly
AUGGUCUACCGACUGCAGCUUGCCAGCCGGACUAUCACUCUUGCUGCUGGCCGCCUGCCAGAUUGUCCCUAUUAUGGUUUGGGCUCUAUGUCCGAUAUACCGGUCUCAAUGGUUGACGCCAAUUCUAGCACUAGUAGGUUCUCUAAUAUGAAAAUUAGCCAUCACUCAGCCCAGUCUGACCAGUCGUCAUCGACAUCUGAGCCUCCUUUCACCGAGCCUUCGCUAGCCACACGACAGCCACUAGAGACUGUCCGCAGCCUUGCUGUAUCUCCCAUCACUGGGGAGCUGUAUAUUGCGGAGUCUCGUCGGAUUUGGAUACGCCGAGCAGAUGGACGACUUUAUCGUGUAGCUGGUCCAUAUCCUGAAGUUUUAUCGACUGCUAAGACGAAUGGCUUGUAUGCCGUUCAAAAUCCUCCAAGCGUCGAAGACUCCCACGAAUGCUCUAAUGCGACAAUUGAAGAAAAUACUGGAUUCGCUUUGGAUGCCGUCUUCCGUAAUAUCAAUGCGAUCACAGUGACAACAUUCGGUGAAUUGAUAGUUUCAGAUGUUGGACGAUCCAUGGUUUAUCACAUUCACUACCAUCUUCCUCAGAACACAAGCCAGAGGGGCCCAUACCGCGUUCUUUCUCCUGAUACUCAUGAGAUAUAUGAGUUCAAUGGAGGCGGACAACUGACAGCAACUAAGAAUGCAAUCACAAUGAAGGAUCUUCAUAGACUGGUUUUUCGUAUGCAUAAAUUGCUUUCGCAAAUAACAGGCAAUAGCCAGGAGCUCAAGUUUUCCAUUCACCGGGAUGCACAUGGAAAGCCAUUGCGCUUUGAAACUUCUACGGGUAAAAUCUUCACACUCAACUUUACAUUUUUUAAAUAG